AGCUGCCCCUUUUGCCUCAAACCUCGUCACAGCGCUAUCACGGAAUCCAGCCCUUUUUACAUCUUUUUACUGGAUCAGAAUGACUGUGACUGGGGCAGCUCUGUCACCAGCCACCAUGGCCUCCAUGGCCGCCCUGGAGUUGGACGUCAUGCCUUGGAAGGUGCAGGUCUCCAAUGCCUCAACUGCAGCUUCCGAUGGUUCUGACGGCUUUCAGGAAAGUCUUCGUGAGGCUUUGAGCCCAGGCAGCUCAGAUUCAGACAGCCUGCGUCAUAUCAUUCCUGCAAGCGCCCAAAACCAGAAAAUGCCUAGCGCCAUGGAACCCAUGAGAGCUGGAAUGCUAAGUACUCCUUCAAUUCCCCCUCCACCAGGUCUGGAGAUUGAGAGAGGUGCAGAUGUGAACAUUCCUUCAAAGGCAGAGCCCAUGUCUUCGCCAGAAGGAUUAUUUGACCUCGUCCAGGAGUUGCAUCAUCAGGUCAGCGCAUUACAAAGCGAGCUGUACACCCAACAGGCCCAACAGGCACAACUGAUGCAACCUAUGCCAACAUUGCAAGCCAUGCAGCCUAGUGUCGUUCCAGAAGGUGUUUGGACUUCGAUGCCGGUGACUCACAGUACACCUUUUGCUGAUGGAGUGUCGCCACUGCCGUGUUGGCAUGGCUACAAUCACGUCAGCACUGGCCAGGAUCCUAAGCUCACCAGUGCACGCUCCCACACGUUGAAGAAUGGUCCCAAUGCACUGCGCGUGCGGCAGUUUUGUACCGCCUGCGGAGUGCGCGUCCAACAGUCAUCAGCUCUUUUCUGCACGAGCUGUGGUCAUCGCCUCGACUGAGGAAGACAUGUGCCGCAUCGGCUGAACGGCGCAGAGAAAUUUCGCUGUGAGGAGCACCUUGUGGUCUGACAUGAACUUCAGAAGCUCGUUGCAGUGAGGGAAGCAUUUUUGAAGCCAGAACUGCUGCCCGAGGUAGCUGCAGAUGAAAUUUUCAUUUCGCAAGGACACCAGAGGACACCCUGUGGUGGCCUCUCACAAUCCGAAACCGUACAGCCUUUAUAAAGUCCGAUGAUCCAAUGACCCGAACAGCUCUCAACCUCAAUCUGUGACUUU
Molecule: messenger RNA, 1099 nt
Organism: Cladocopium goreaui
Lineage: Eukaryota; Dinophyceae; Suessiales; Symbiodiniaceae
Source: the annotation of a GenBank genome assembly